This is a messenger RNA of Diceros bicornis minor, 3545 nucleotides long. RefSeq names its product LYN proto-oncogene, Src family tyrosine kinase (gene LYN). Gene Ontology annotation, molecular function: non-membrane spanning protein tyrosine kinase activity; signaling receptor binding; ATP binding. Bases 195 to 1733 code for a protein of 512 amino acids. Lineage: Eukaryota; Metazoa; Chordata; Mammalia; Perissodactyla; Rhinocerotidae. The transcript is spliced from 13 exons. Gene Ontology annotation, biological process: cell differentiation; innate immune response; protein phosphorylation. Gene Ontology annotation, cellular component: extrinsic component of cytoplasmic side of plasma membrane. The record is from RefSeq and is a predicted model, not a curated record.
CCAGCCCGCGGCAGGCGGGGCGGCCGCGCCACCCCGGGCCCCGCGCCCGCAGCCCCUCGCCGGGCGUCCUCCGUUCCCGGCCCGCAGCCCCUCCCCACGCGGGGCCCGCUGGGCCGCCCCGUCGCGCCCCCGGCUCUGAACUCGAGUCACCGUGGAGCGCCGCCGCCCCGCAACUUUCACCGCGAGCUGGAAAUAUGGGAUGUAUAAAAUCAAAAAGGAAAGACAAUCUGAAUGACGAUGGAAUAGAUUUGAAGACUCAACCAGUACGUAAUACUGACCGAACUAUUUAUGUGAGAGAUCCAACGUCCAAUAAACAGCAAAGGCCAGUUUCAGAGUCUCAGCUUUUACCAGGACAGAGGUUUCAAACUAAAGAUCCAGAGGAGCAGGGAGACAUUGUGGUAGCCUUGUACCCCUAUGAUGGCAUCCACCCGGACGACUUGUCUUUCAAGAAGGGAGAGAAGAUGAAAGUCCUGGAGGAGCAUGGAGAAUGGUGGAGAGCCAAGUCCCUUUCCACAAAGAGAGAAGGCUUCAUCCCUAGCAACUACGUCGCCAAAGUCAACACUUUGGAAACAGAAGAGUGGUUUUUCAAGGAUAUAACCAGGAAAGACGCAGAGAGGCAGCUGCUGGCACCUGGGAACAGUGCUGGAGCUUUUCUCAUCAGAGAAAGUGAAACAUUAAAAGGAAGUUUCUCUCUGUCUGUCAGAGACUAUGACCCUGUGCACGGUGAUGUCAUUAAGCACUACAAAAUUAGGAGUCUGGACAAUGGCGGUUAUUACAUCUCUCCACGAAUUACUUUUCCCUGUAUCAGUGACAUGAUUAAGCAUUACCAAAAACAGUCCGACGGCCUGUGCAGGAGACUGGAGAAGGCAUGCAUCAGUCCCAAACCGCAGAAGCCGUGGGAUAAGGACGCCUGGGAGAUCGCGCGGGAGUCCAUCAAGCUGGUGAAGAGGCUCGGUGCCGGGCAGUUCGGGGAAGUCUGGAUGGGUUACUAUAACAAUAGUACCAAAGUGGCUGUGAAAACCCUGAAACCAGGCACUAUGUCUGUGCAAGCAUUCCUGGAAGAAGCAAACCUCAUGAAGACCCUUCAGCACGACAAACUGGUGAGGCUCUACGCCGUGGUCACCAAAGAGGAGCCCAUCUACAUCAUCACCGAGUACAUGGCCAAGGGCAGUUUGCUGGAUUUCUUGAAGAGUGAUGAAGGGGGCAAAGUACUGCUUCCAAAGCUCAUCGACUUUUCUGCUCAGAUUGCGGAGGGAAUGGCGUACAUCGAGAGGAAGAACUACAUUCACCGAGACCUCCGAGCAGCGAAUGUGCUGGUCUCCGAGUCCCUCAUGUGCAAAAUCGCGGAUUUUGGCCUGGCUCGGGUGAUUGAGGAUAACGAGUACACGGCAAGGGAAGGUGCUAAAUUCCCCAUCAAGUGGACCGCUCCAGAAGCCAUCAACUUUGGGUGUUUCACUAUCAAGUCUGACGUGUGGUCCUUCGGCAUCCUCCUGUAUGAAAUCGUCACCUAUGGGAAAAUCCCCUACCCAGGGAGAACUAACGCGGAUGUGAUGACCGCCCUGUCGCAGGGCUACAGGAUGCCCCGCAUGGAGAACUGCCCGGAUGAGCUCUAUGACAUCAUGAAAAUGUGCUGGAAAGAGAAGGCGGAAGAGAGGCCGACGUUUGAUUACUUACAGAGCGUCCUGGAUGAUUUCUACACUGCCACAGAAGGGCAGUAUCAGCAGCAGCCUUAGAGCUCAGGAAGACUCAUAGCCAUUCGCAGGGACGGCUGCCUCGUUAAAAAAGAAAAAAUAACAAUCACUGAUUGCACCAGUCAUUUCAUGUACUGGGAUGAGCCACCGUCCCUGCUUCCUGGAAGUGAGGCUGAAUUACUCAGGAAGAACACUCUCUACAUGGAAAAGGAUUCUCUUCCCAUAGGCUGAUGCCCACGGUUUGCAGCUCGGUUGGCUCCCAGCUGGCAAUCUUGCUUUACUAGACCCACAUCUGAAUACAACCUUCUGAGAAGAAAACAGCUGUUCUAUCCAAAAUGCACCCACUUUGGCCUCCUGAUUGCAAUUGGAUGUGUGGGCCAUUUCAAUAAAUCCCCAAUAGUAGCAGAACUAAACUCACUCAUGAAGGUGAAAUAACCAGGUGCAGAUCAUGACACUUCUUUGUAUUUUCUCUGUGCUUUGGCUUAUUUGUUAAAAAAUUACUAAUCCAACCUGUUAGAUUUUGCAGGUAAAGUCAGAAGCUUAAAAAUAUCUUUCCCAGAUUUCAGUGAUCUCCUGUCCCCCUAAAAUCUGAGACUGUUACACAUUUUCCUUCCGUGGGGACUGCUCGGACCCCAGAUAGGAGGCAGCAGCAGCACUUCCCUGUAGAAGCGUCAUUGGUGAGCAUGCAGAGCUGCUGAGCUAGGUGACGAGGAGCCCACCGACUGCGGCUUGCCCAGAGCUCCCUGGAAAGGGAGAAAACCCUCAGAAACUGCUCUCUCUUCAGAAGGAAUGUUUUUAAUGGUCCAGCUUUUCAAUUCCACAGUUUCCUAAAUACAGACUUUUUUGACUAUGUAGUGUGGAAGAACAGUAAGAUUUAAUCUCUGCAGAACCUGAUAGGGCCUUAUAAAACACAGGAGUUUUCUUUAUUGCUUUGAAUGAUUUGAACAUUAUUUUAAUGAUCAAAUAUUAACUUUAGUUGUACUUUAGAAAGUAAAAUGCCAUAUUCUGGGUUAUUUUUGUGAUUCAGCAAUCUUUUCUAAAUUGUGUUAAGAUGUGUGUGAGACUAUUUAUACAAGAAUAUAAGAGAAAAUGAGUGACUUGAGGCUCAGAUGAGCGACUGUAGCAAGAGAUGCGAGAGGUUUUGUUUACUAAACUUUUCUACUGUACGCUUAGAAUGGGAAAUGCUAUAUCACAUCAUGUUUCACUCUACUGUUGUGUAUAUACAUAAUAUUUCUAUUUUGUGAUUUUAUUUUAAUAUACCUGGCCCAAUAACAUCUCAAGCUUUUUACUUGUGUUUAACAUUUCCAACAUAAAAAUGAGUACCAGCUGGGGGAAAAUGAGAGGUAAUUCCAUAUAGUUACGUUGUUUAAAAAACUUGUACAAGUUCUACCUCCAUCCUUUCAGUGUUUUCAGAUUGGAGAACUGAGGAGUUGAUGGCCUGGACAUCUGACCAUCCCUUUAUGGGAGCCAAAUAGUAUUUGUUUUCAAAUAGGCUUAGCAUGCACCGUUAAAAUUUCAUUUUGUAUGUGUUGGCUAGGUGUUGGGUGCCUAGGGGAAGGGAUAAAAUAUUCUACUUUCCCCUAAAUUUUAACUUCUUUUCCUGUGUGAUUUUUUUUAAUAUCUCUUUUAAAAUUCUUGAUUCACAAGUGCCGUAUUCACAAAGAUAGAGUAUUAUCAUCAUAUAAUGUUGGCAUAGCUUGAUUCACAAUGGUACGUUUUCUGCAUAUACCCAUCUGUUCACAUUUUACUUCAGAAUCACACAUAUAACCCACUGUGUUACUUGGAGAGACAAUGUAAAGAAUCCCUAAAGCAAAAAGAAGUCUCUAGAAAAUUACUAAAUUUAUCUUCACCUUG